UGAAUGUGACUUACACCAAGAGGAGUAUCUGUGCCUUGAAGGGGUCAACAGUGGACGUUACCUGCACUUAUAGACAUCCCAGCUGGCAUAACGUCACAGAAGUAUCCUGGUUCAACAAAUGGGAGUCUGGAGUACUGCAGAUCUAAGCCAGGACCCAGAGUAUGCAGGUCGUGUGAAGUACCAUCCAACUACAGACAAAGACUCCACCCUGAGAAUCACAGACCUGAGAGAGAGUGACUCUGCUGAAUACAAGUUUAGAUUUACAACAACUGAGGUAAAAUGGGGAUACAGCUUCCCUGGAAUAACUCUGAAUGUCACAGACUUGCAGGUGAAGGAGACUCCUGCCACAGAGGAAGGGAAGGUGACACUGACCUGUAGCACCACCUGUACGCUAACUGACAACUCCAACCCCACCUACAUCUGGUACAAGAACAGACAACGUCUCACCAACCCAAACACCCAAGAUAACUACCUCUCCCUAGACCAAAUCAGCAGUGAGGAUGCAGGCAGCUACUCCUGUGCU
This is a messenger RNA of Coregonus clupeaformis (lake whitefish), 523 nucleotides long. Its product is annotated as sialic acid-binding Ig-like lectin 12. The transcript has 2 exons. Lineage: Eukaryota; Metazoa; Chordata; Actinopteri; Salmoniformes; Salmonidae. The annotation marks the transcript as partial. The record is from RefSeq and is a predicted model, not a curated record.